Messenger RNA from Plasmodium inui San Antonio 1, 3894 nucleotides. RefSeq lists its product as hypothetical. The coding region runs from base 1 to 3894 and encodes 1297 amino acids. The transcript is spliced from 3 exons. The record is from RefSeq and is a predicted model, not a curated record. NCBI's taxonomy places the organism in Eukaryota, Apicomplexa, Aconoidasida, Haemosporida, Plasmodiidae.
AUGAACUUUCAGAAAGACACGAAAAAUCCAAGCACAGGAAAAUACGAUCACGCCAAAAAGGAAAACAAAAAUAACAACCAGGAAAGUUACUCCGCCAAUUUGAUCAGCACAGAUGAUAAGGUGAAUAUGCUUAAAAACAACCAUGACACAAGUGGGAGCUCUCAAAAAAUUGUCGAUGAAAAUCUCAAAGUCAACAUUAAUCAAAGUGUAUUAAAAGAAGGCACAACAACGGCAUCUUUUAAAACUGAUAGUGACACGACAGACGAUGGGAGGAAGAAAGGCAAUGAGGAAGUGCAUUAUAAAGGCAGUACCGGUGCCGCAGAGGGUACCCCUGUAAGGACCACCACGGAAUGUGUAGCGCAUAAUAACAGCAACAGUACCAUGUGUAGCAAUAACAAUGUCAAUGUUAAGAAGGUGCCUUCUAGCCAAGAGGAAAACGAGAAAUCGGAAGCGAGUCCUCCAGCUUACGAAAGGAAGAGUGUGAACAAAGACCCCCCUGCGAUUAAAAGAAGAAGUUCCGCAUCCAAAGGGGACAAUGACGACAAGAAAACAGUGGAAACUUCCGUGGAUGCGCCCCCUUUUAAUACCCCCCAAAAGGGUAGCAAUAAUGACGCGGAAGAGGCCCAGUAUGCCAAAAUGCAGAGCCGCGUCAGCAUCAAACAGAAUAAUGAAAAGGAUGAGAGGAACAAGAAGGAAAAUGCAACAAUGGGGGAAGGAACAAAAUCCAGAGAAACCAUUCAUGGCGCCAACAUAAGGGAGAGCAAAAAUACCACUAUGAAUAAAAAUAAAGGUGUAGUGACGGAUGAUUUAGACGUGAUAACCGAGAAGGAAGGAAAGACUGAACGGGGCCCGAAAGAUGAUCACUCGAAUGAUCAUAUAAACUCCAGUGUCAACGGAACAGCGAGCGGGAGAACCAAGAAGACGUGUCCCUUUAAUCGAAGAGAGUAUCAAAAGGAUAAAGAAAACAGUAAUGAGGAGACAAGCAGCAAUAACGUGACGAGCCAGAAAAAUGGAAAUUACAAAAAGUUCCCCGCGUUCAAUAACGCCAAAAACGGAGCAUCCUUUAAGGAGGUAAGAAGGAACAACCCCAACAUUGGGAGCUCCAACAGAAAGAGUGAGAAGUACAAAUCUUUUGGCCACAGUAAGAAAGACGAAUUUUGGAAGAGCUAUAGAGGCAGAAAUGAGGAUUAUAACACCACAAGUGGGGACUACUUCAGACGCGGGGAGAAUUACAAAAAUGAAGAGAGUUACGCUUCUGGGGGAAAUUCCCCCAACAGCAGCAACAAUAGUUACGGUGGAAAUAAUGAGCAACAUAGGGCAAAUGAAAGGGGCUUCAAAAAUGACAACCCGCACACGUAUAGAAACGCAAUUAAUAACGGGGGAUACAAAAAUGUUGGUGGAAAUGUUGGUGGCACAGCCCAAAUGGAGAACUCCACAAAAAUGAACGAUAAUUUCCACAACGCAGACAAUUAUAAAAUGAGUAACUACAGGAAUCACUAUCGUAACGGCUAUAAUGAAGAUCCCAGGGGAAGCGCCAAUAGGUAUGGGGAGAAAAGCGGCAGCCACGAGUCCGGCCUAUCCACGGGCGUGAAGCAGAAGGAUACGCAAUUUCACGCGGUGGAAAAAUACGCCAAGAAAUACGACUCGAAUUAUUUUGAAAGGAAUGACAGCGCAAAUGUUGCUAAGGAUAGCGGUAGUGCUAGCAAAAAAAAGGUGAAUUCGUUUAGCAAGCAAAUUCAAAGUACUAAUUAUAGCAAACACUUACCCAUUAGUGGCUAUACAAAAGGGAAAGAGACCAACGGGUAUGAAGAGAAUGAUUCCAUUGAAAUCUUUACGGAAGGAGACGCCAGUAGAAAUAGUACCGAGUUUUUGGACAAACAGAUCAUACACGGGGCCAACCAUACUUCGUCAUCUGGUACGUACCACAAUAGUGGUGAAAAGACACAUAAUAAUAUACCCCGUGCUGGUAAGAAAAAUAGCACUGCCAUGGGUAGUCCUUCACACCACGACAAUAUUGAACAGGUUAAGAAAGCCUAUGCUAAGCUCACACAUAUCAGUCAUGGCAAGGACAACAAAAAAGAAAGCAUCACCGUUGAUGAUAAUUCUGAUCAUAUGAAAAGCGAAAAUAAAUGCAGUUUUAUCCCCAAACCGGAUAUCAGCGACAGUGAUCGAAGGAAGAUUAAUAACAGUGGCGAAAAAGACGUAAUGAAGCAGAUAAAGAGAAAGGAAUACAAGAAGGGAGAUUAUCGAACACUGGAAGGAGAUGGAAGCGGUGCACAUGUAAAAAAAACUGAACAACGUGCUACGCAUUUUACUGCCCAUCUGGGAGAUUCCACAAAAAGUCAUGUACCCACAAACGGGCAUGAAUAUCACCACGCAGGAGCGAAUGGGGAUGAGGAGGAUCACGCAAACUCAGUACAAAGUGAGGAAGAUAAGAACCCCCAAAAUGGCGGAAAGCAAUACCAUGCUAAUGGUCCAGAAAAUAAAAGGAAAAUGUUUGCCCCAAAAAGAGAUCAAAGGAGUAUCAACCCGGACGAAGGAACCUUCUCUUUCGAUUUUAAAGAGUUCGAAUGUUGGAUGAGAGGCAGAUAUAAUAAGCUGUUAGAAAUAUACAUCGAUCAGGAGAACAGGAAAAAAAACAACAGUGAAAUAUUUGAGGAGGAAAUAAAACUAUACGAAUUCUGUUCAGCUUACACCAACAGUGGUCUGGAAAAGGACAGCCAUGAGAAUCUCUCCCAAAUGACAGAGACGUUAGGAAGCCUAGGAAUCAUUGAGGAGGAUGCUGCAAGAAGUAAGGACAACACGGAUGUUCAAACGAAUUCAGAAAUGGCAAAUGAAAGGGAACUGGUGAUCGAACGUAGGGGCGGGUUGUCCACUGGGGGAAAUAAAGGCGGACAUGUAAACAACGCUGCGGGCGAUAGUUAUAACUCUGCAAGGAGUAAUUACUUCUCGGUUUCAAAAAAUCACAUGCAUGUAUUAAAUAGUAACGGCGCCCAUCAGGGCGAAAACAAGUACUACCAAAGAAAUAAUAAUUAUCGCCCAAAUCAUCAGAAAAGGCCUUUGCAGUUGUUCCACAAGAAUGGUCCACAGAAUAACAGGGCACCCUUUUUCAGCUUUUCUUCGGGUAAAAAGUGGGACAACUCGGGUAGAACAGGAGGAGAGGAAGUGGUCGAAAAUGCCAUCGAGGACGCAAAGUUGGAAGGGAAGCCGGAAGAAAAUACAGAUACAAAUGGCGAUAUGAACACCGAAAAUAACGCCCAAAAUAACACCAACAAUAACGCCGACAAUGACUCUAAUGCAAACGCUACCUCCUUGGUGAAAAAAUACAGCGCACAUAAUAGGAACAACCAGGCCGAGGAAAAAACCAGCGACGGCAACUUUAACAGAAAGACCUACUACGAAAAAAGACCAGCGGGAAAACCGUUCGGCAGUACCAACAUAACCACUAAGAAGCCCAGUAGCAACAAUGGGUUUUACAAAAAUAAAUAUCACACUGUAGACCAAAAGAAUGACUGCAUGAGAAGUGAAAUGAACAAUGGGACAUUUUACAAGUCGAAUAGGCAACCAAUGGGGCAACAUAAUAAUAAGAGGAACAACUGGAGCACGAAAUUGGUAAACAAUCGGUUUGGAAAUCGGUACGAAGAACCCUUCGGUGAGCCCUUUGGUGAACGACCGAACGAACGGUUUAGUAAGCAAAACAAUUCAAAGGACAUGGAUCAUACCAAUGCCAUGUUUUAUGCCUCCAAAAAGAGGAUAGACAAUUAUGUGUUGCCACCAAAUGAAAUGGGUACCGCCGCUGCGCAUAAUUCAAAUCUAGCUGGGAAUAGUAAGAAAUCGAACUCAACAUAUUUAACGGCAAAAAGUGAAGGUGCCAAGAAUAGGAAAUAUGAGUGA